UUUAGUUAGAGGGUAAAUUUAGUGUUGACAUUUUAGCGGGAAACAAGACUUUGACUUUUUGCUGUACAGGAUGAUGGUGUUGCGGGACAGUCAUCGUAUGUUCCUGCAGUCGUUCAUGUCGCGGUUUGUUCUCAACGGACAGGAAGUGUUCAGCCUGCUCAAGUCCUGCUGCGAGAAAUACAAUGAAGCAUUUUCGGAUGAAGAAAAGACGCAGCUAUUAUUGGACUUUUGUCAUUUAAUAAACAGCAACAUCAGCAUGUUCGGCAUGGAAAUCAAAAAGGCCUGUGAUGAAAUGAAUGGGAAAAGCUUUUAUGGCUUGGUGAACACAACGGAGACCAGUGUGGCAUUGCUGUCUUCGCAAUAUACAGAGAAUGAGCUGGAUUUUGUGAAAAAAUUGAUUGAAGAGUUUGUGAAGUCCGACAGGGGCUCUAUUGGUUCAAUAGCUGCCAUGGACAUAACAGACAGCUUACCAAAGAAAAUGUCUAAAGUUGAGGCCGAUGCCUUCCUUGACAGAUUGAUACAUGAACGCUGGAUUGGCAGGACAGAGGCUGGUCGUGUCUACCUGGGCAUCAGGGGACUGAUGGAGAUGGAGCAGUACAUUCUGGAAAUGUACGAGGAAGAUGCUGUCAGGUGUAACGUCUGCAAGAAACUCUGCCUUCAGGGCGAGAAAUGUGACUGUUGCACCACCAAGAUACACAAUCACUGCUCUAAGAGGUUUUUCCGUGACCAGGCAGACAAGCGAUGCCCGGAAUGCCAGAACUCAUGGCCUGGUGGAUCUCAGCCAAGUCAGUCCAAGAGUGCAGAUAAUUCAACAUCACAGCCGCGGAGGAAGAGAAAAGCCAACUCCUGAUAUGUUGUGUAAUUCGGAACAUAUAUAAAAUAUAGGAGGGUUGAUGGCAUAUGUGGACGUCAGUCCCGAAAUCAUGUGUUUAACUCCUCCUAGCCUUGUUUCCUCCAUAAGAAUUAAUUUUGGCAGCUCAAAGGACACAGUUGUUGCAAAAUAUCUACUCAUAUAAUUUGUGUAUACUGGAUGCAGAGUUGCCUAUGCAUUUCAAAAUAUAAAGAUUCAAAACUUUAGUGACCUUAAACCUUGGACCAAAAUAAUGGCCCUUUGUCCUUUUUUUCUUAUACUUUGAAUGGCUUCAAGAUACUAACGAUCAAGAAUCAUGCACUGAUGUUUGUAAAGAAAGAUCUGUACUGCAGAACAGAAUUAUGGCCAUUUUAUUUUUAUGCCCCAACUUAUGGGGGUGGGGCAUAAAAAGCAUUGAAUGCUGAUUCAAAAUAUCCAUUGUACUGACUAUGACAAUGAUCUUUUUUGAAGCAUUCAUGUGACAUAACAUGAUUGUGGAGGCAGCUGUUUCCUAUGGACCAAUUUCAAGUUUUCGUGCAUAUAUCACUUACUUGUCUUGUAUUAUUUGCCACAGUUAUUUUUGUUUUUGGUGUUGUUGGAACUAAGUAUAUACUGUGAAGUUAUUUAUAUUACUGGGCAUGAAAUUUCGGGGUUUUGCAAAAAAGGACAAUUUCGUGGGUACUUGAAUUCCUUGUGUUUUAUUAAUAAAAAAAAUAAAAAAUAAAAAAUCUGAUCCUCAUUCAUCUGCGAAUUCACUGUCAACUCACUGUCUACUAGCUCACGCAGGUUCUGUGGGAAAAUAUGCCAAUUGGCGCGAUAGUGGAUAACCAAACUGGUUAAAACCACAAAAAUUAAUGUCCUAAUGAUUUCAGAGAACCUGAAAAUUGAAAAUGUUAUAUUGAAAUAAAAAUUGUUUAAACCAAUUCUCGUUUAAAGCAGAAUUCAGACAGCAGACAAAUUAUCUAUGCAACAGCUGAAGAAUUGUAUCAAGCAAACGAUUUUAUAAUGGCUGUUUGUUUUGGUUUCAUUGUAUUUAGUCAUCUUUCUAUUUUCACAGUAGUUGACAGCUUGUCAAUAUCAUGUGGUCUUUCGGCAAUAAAAUCAUUAAUGAAUACAGUU
Molecule: messenger RNA, 1969 nt
Organism: Mya arenaria
Lineage: Eukaryota; Metazoa; Mollusca; Bivalvia; Myida; Myidae
Product: non-structural maintenance of chromosomes element 1 homolog
Exons: 8
Coding region: 71-850 (259 amino acids)
Biological process (GO): double-strand break repair via homologous recombination; DNA damage tolerance
Cellular component (GO): nucleus; Smc5-Smc6 complex
Molecular function (GO): ubiquitin-protein transferase activity
Source: RefSeq, a predicted model, not a curated record